Molecule: messenger RNA, 2058 nt
Organism: Cynara cardunculus var. scolymus (artichoke)
Lineage: Eukaryota; Viridiplantae; Streptophyta; Magnoliopsida; Asterales; Asteraceae
Product: RING-H2 finger protein ATL46-like
Exons: 3
Coding region: 455-1891 (478 amino acids)
Source: RefSeq, a predicted model, not a curated record
UAUCGUUACAUUUUUAAUCAACUAAAGGACAAUUUUAUCCUUGAUGAUAAAACAAUGAAUUCGUCUCAUAAUUAAGGUUUACGGAGAAAUUAGACAUUUACUUCUAAAGAGCAAUUAAAAUUCGAAACAAAUUAUGUUUAAAAUCAGACUUGUUACGGGAACUUUGGAGCUCCAAAGAACCGCUAAAAGUUUUGACCAAUUUAUAUAGACCGAUUAGAUCCGGCGACUAAAAUCGACGGCCGGCGACUGACGGCGGCUAGAACCGCCAAGUGAGAAGUUAGAAAAGCAAGAGCGUAAACAGCUUUAGGGCCACAAGUUCCAAAGGAGAAAAAGCGAGGUUGGUAGUUCGAUCAAUUCAAUUCGAAUCAUCCUACUAAUUUUCUAGGUUUGCAUCUUGCCAGUAGAGGAGACAUCUCGAUCGGACCAAGUAUCCGGGAGUUCUAUUUGUGGAAAUAUGGGAGCUAAUCCCGAGCUUGAAAGCCUGUUUCCUGAGAAAAAGCGCUCUAGAAACCCCUUCGUUCCAAUUGGCGCCUUGAUCACAGCCGGGGUGCUGACUGCCGGUUUAAUUAGCUUCAAGAAAGGCAACUCCGAAUUGGGUCAGAAAUUGAUGCGAGCUCGUGUGGUCGCUCAGGGUGGAACGGUCGCGCUCAUGGUUGGCACCGCAGCCUACUAUGGAGAGAAGUUCUUUAGUUUGCAAAAAGAUCUGGUUCUAAUGAUGGGUUUUUUAGAAGAAAGAUUGUUGUCUGAGCAUUCAAAUAUCAAGAUUUCUUGGAUGAAAUCUCAAAUCUAUAAAAAAGAUGGUGUUUUAGGUUUUCAACAACCCAUUUCUUCUUCAUUACCGUCAUCAUCAUCAUCAUCAUCAUCAUUGCCAUCAUCAUCAUACUCAUCAUUUUCACCUCCAUUUGGUGUUGGUUUUCAUAAAACUUCAACUCCAUCUUCAUCUUCUUCAGGAACUAAGAUAAGCCCAGCUGUUCUUUUCAUUAUAGUGAUCUUGGCUGUUCUGUUUUUCAUAUCUGGUUUGCUUCAUUUGCUUGUAAGAUUCUUAACGAAACACCAUUCUUCGUCGAAUUCGUCCCAAUCGAAUCGAUAUCCGGAUGGAUCGACAUCCGAUACGCUUCAAAGACAGCUUCAACAGCUCUUCCAUUUGCACGAUUCCGGUUUAGAUCAAACGUUUAUCGACGCUUUACCUGUUUUCAUGUAUAAAGAAGUAGUGGGUGCAAACGAGCCGUUCGAUUGCGCUGUUUGUUUAUGCGAAUUCACCGAGAAUGAUAAAUUGAGAUUGCUCCCAACUUGCAGCCAUGCUUUUCAUAUAAACUGUAUAGAUACAUGGCUUCUAUCGAAUUCCACUUGCCCUCUUUGUAGAAACACUCUUUUCGACCCUGGAUUCUCCAUGGAUAACCCGAUAUUCGAUUUUGACGAUCCACGAGAACCGGAUGAGAACGGGUUAUCGGGUCCAAAAACAAUCGAACCUGAAAAAACCCCAAUUGGAAACGGGGUUUUCUCCGUGAGGCUUGGAAAGUUUAGAAAAUUGACCGAAAGUGAAGGCGAAACGGGAGGUGAAACCAGUAGUAGUAACUUAGAUGCAAGAAGGUGUUAUUCGAUGGGUUCUUAUGAAUAUGUUGUCGGUGAUGCAAAUCUUCGGGUUCCUUUGAGUGAUUUGAGAGAUGGGCAAGACGCGAAAUUUGUGAACGGAAUCGAAGAUAACAAUCUUGAUGAAGAUACUGAAGGGAAAAAGAUUGAUAUUAGCGCAAAAACGGAUAGUUAUUCGGUUUCGAAGAUCUGGCUAUGGUCGAAGAAGAGGAAAUAUGCAAGUUCUUCCGAGAAUCAAAUGCACAAUCCGUCUUCGGUCGACAUGGAAUUGCCGCGAUUCGGGCGAAUGCAAGGUACAUGAAAAGAAAUUUUGUUAAAUUCCAUGUUGUUUUAUGUGUACUUUUCUUGAUUGAUUAGCAAUCAAGAAGUGAAGUCUUGCUAUAUUUGAUUAAAUCUCGUAUAUUUUAAUGCAAGAUUUGUAGAUUUGAUGUGUAUUUGAUCAUUUGGUGCAAGAUUUAUGCCCUAAAA